AUGUUGACCCGCUUGAGGCCCACCCUGUCGCCCCGUGGAAGGGUAUUAUUGAGACGGGAAAUGUCACACUUCAAAGUCAUCGAACAUAAUGUCCGAUGCCAGAAUAUACGCGAGCGCCCUGGCGCCGUUGAGCCCGGAUUUGAGCAUCAAUUAAGGCUCGCCGUGAAGCAAUACAUUCCGAAGGAUAACCCUCAUCCUCGAGAAGGAGAUGUGACGAUCAUAGGAGCACAUGGAAAUGGUUUCCCAAAGGAGUUAUACGAGCCCUUGUGGGAUGAAGUAUAUGAGAAAUUGCGCGCCGCCAACCGACAGAUUCGGGGGAUUUGGAUUGCCGACGUAGCUCAUCAAGGUCAAAGUGGUGUCCUGAACGAGUCCAUCUUGGGAGAUGACCCAAGCUUGCUGGAUCAUGGUCGUGACCUUUUCGCGCUGGUGAAUCGAUAUCAAGAUGAAAUGCCCCAUCCCAUCGUCGGCAUUGGGCAUAGUAUGGGUGCAUUGCAGCUGGCUCACCUUUCUCUGAUGCAUCCAUCCCUGCUCCAAGCUCUGGUAUUAGUCGACCCAGUGACCCAAAAAGGAAACCCCGGCAAAGAGCUGGCUCUUCUCACUACAUACCGACGCGAUUGGUGGUCAUCACGCAAGGAAGCGCUUCAGAAGUUCCAGUCCAACCCUUUCUACCAAGCAUGGGACCCGCGGGUCUUGGAGAAAUGGGUUGAGUACGGACUACGCGAUACUCCGACCAGGCUGUAUCCUCAACCCAACGAGAACGGUCAGCAAGCCGUGACUUUAACCACAACCAAGGCCCAAGAGCUUUUCACAUUCUUGCGGCCAUCUUAUAUAGACAAGCGGUCAGGGCUUCCUCGCGGGACCCCGCAUGGAGAAGUGCAUCCGAGUGAAAUUGACGACUUUCCGUUCUACCGUCCCGAGCCGUCACAUAUAUUCCGUCAUCUUGGCGAGUUAAACCCAAGUGUUCUAUAUGUCUUCGGGGAAAAGUCGCCUUUCUCCACACCAGAGGCACGAAAAGAGAAGACACAGGCGACUGGCACUGCGCUUGGUGGUAAUGGCGGGGUUUCUCGGGGGCGCGUGAAGGAGGCUAUCGUUCCCAGUGGCCAUCUCGUUCCCAUGGAUAAUGUGACUGGAUGCGCUACUGCCAGUGCUAGCUUCAUUCAGGAUGAGCUGCAAGGCUGGGAAGCACGAACGAGGAAUUCUCGACCUCGCUCUCCAACCAGGAUAUUCCCAUUCUACAAAGUGCGUGACCACUCGAAAUGGCGUUCCAAUCGUCGCGCGCAGAGAAACAAAAUCGCUAUCAACGAAGGCACAACCAGAAUAACCAGUCUUGGAAACAACAUCCCCAUCGCAACCGUGGCCGAAGACCAGGCAGUGGAUUACCUAGCCCACCGAAAGAAGGUACUAGGCGCCCGGAGAUAUCUCACAGCAAAUAUCCCAGUCAUCGCAGCCAUGAUCUCUCUUCCUAGCUCGAGACCUAGAGCCCCCGGGUCUGUGAAGCAUAUCGGCGGUCCAUUCACGAAACAAGAGCGUACGGCCACAUGGAAAAGAAUGCAGAAUUCACUGACGACUCCGAUUAUGAAAAUAAUCCUCGCCAACAAGUACACGCCAACGGAGAACCAUGUCGCUUAUGUGCGACGGUGUCGGGCGCUCUUUGCGGAGCUACGGGCUCUCAAGGAGGUUGAGGACCGGAUGGAGCUCGAUUGUGUCAUGGAGCCAUUGCAGCACGCCGUGUUAAAACCAUUCUUGAGGUAUAUUGCGCAGGAGAGGGUGAAAUUAUCGCUGGAUGAUGUUUAUGCCAAGUUCAUCGUUCAUGAGAAUGUGAGGAAAUCGUACUUGCCUCUUUGGCUAGGCGAUUCGAUGCCUGAGUUGCUCUGCAAUUGA
Aspergillus affinis is the source of this 1881-nucleotide messenger RNA. Its product is annotated as alpha/beta hydrolase. The coding region runs from base 1 to 1881 and encodes 626 amino acids. The record is from RefSeq and is a predicted model, not a curated record. Lineage: Eukaryota; Fungi; Ascomycota; Eurotiomycetes; Eurotiales; Aspergillaceae. The transcript is spliced from 5 exons.